AUGGAGAAAAAACAAUUACAAAGUGAAAAUACCGAUAGUACAGGGGGUACAACCACCCAACAAUUAGUUACAAUCAGCCCUACAAGUUUUUCUGUAAACCAUCCACUUCCAGCAGAUCGGCAAAGGUUCUUCUUAUCUCUUACUGAAGGUAUUUUUGGACUUGACGAGGAAGUAAAAGAAGAAAAACUACAAAUCCUGUCCGUAAGUUGCACCAUCAAAGACUUGGUACCAUAUUUGUGCGCUUUCAUCAGAAACACAAUAGAUAUGAACAAAGGUAAUCCAGAUCUGAUUUUAUUUACAAAUUCAAUACGAAUGGUAGAUAAUCUAAUAAAUAAUGAGCAUCUAAAUCUGACUCCCGUUCUAAACGAUCUAUUCCCAGCCGUUAUUUCUUGUAUUCUUACCAGAAAAGUUAGUAGAAACUGUUAUGAGAAUCACUGGCCAUUACGAGAUUUUUCUAUUUCAUUAAUUAAAACAAUUUGUGAGAAGUACAAUAAUCCUGCUGACAACAUUAAGAAUAGGGUCAUUCAUAUUUAUUAUAAACCAUUGAAAGACUGUAAGAUUUAUCCUCUAACAACAUUAUACGGAGCUAUUAAAGGUUUGGGAAGUUUGGGAGAAGAAGUAAUAAAGAUAUUUGUAUUGCCUCAUAUCAAUAAUCUAGGAAAAGUAUUAUUUGAAAAACCUUUUUCUUCUCGACGUUUAAGCGAAGCAAAUCAGUACGCUAUGGAAGUAAAACAAGUUAAACAAGCUAUAGUAAAUGUAACAGCUCCUGUUCUACUCAAAAUGAAAGAUGCAAAUGAUGGGAAAUCUUCGUAUUCGAAAAAAUUUGGAUAUCUUGGAAAAUGUCUUUAUGCAGAAAUCAAAAAAUUGGAGAGCACUAACAUCAAGAAAUAG
This is a messenger RNA of Diorhabda sublineata, 891 nucleotides long. RefSeq names its product transcription initiation factor TFIID subunit 6-like. Gene Ontology annotation, biological process: transcription initiation at RNA polymerase II promoter; RNA polymerase II preinitiation complex assembly. The coding region runs from base 1 to 891 and encodes 296 amino acids. Gene Ontology annotation, cellular component: SAGA complex; SLIK (SAGA-like) complex; transcription factor TFIID complex. NCBI's taxonomy places the organism in Eukaryota, Metazoa, Arthropoda, Insecta, Coleoptera, Chrysomelidae. The record is from RefSeq and is a predicted model, not a curated record. The transcript has a single exon. Gene Ontology annotation, molecular function: RNA polymerase II general transcription initiation factor activity; transcription coactivator activity.